CCCGGCGGGGCCCCGGGAGCUCGCGGCCGCCCGCGCCGCCGCCGCGCCGCCGGAAGUGCGCUCCCGAGCCGCCGCGCCGCGCCGCGGGAAGAUGGCGCAGGACGCCGGCGACAUGGAGGACGGGCAGCUCUCCGACUCGGACUCCGACAUGACGGUCGCCCCCAGCGAGCGGCCGCUGCCGGCGCCGAAAGUUCUGUGUGGAGACGGCGCAGUGAGGCCCUUCCAGGCCACAGCCACCGCCUGUGCUCCAGCUUCCCAUUACCGGACUGUUAAGAGUGUGGAUUCAAGCGAAGAGAGUUUCUCCGAUUCUGAUGACGAGAGCUCUCUGUGGAAACGCAAGCGGCAAAAGUGCUGUAACCCUCCUCCCAAGCCAGAGCCUUUCCCCUUCGGCCAGAGCAUCCAGAAAGUACCCGCUGGGGGGAAAAAGGUGAACAACAUCUGGGGUGCUGUGCUGCAGGAACAGAACCAGGAUGCAGUGGCCACCGAACUUGGAAUCUUGGGGAUGGAGGGCACCAUCGACAAGAGCAGGCAGUCGGAGACUUACAACUACUUGCUUGCUAAGAAACUUCGGAAGGAAUUUCAAGAGCAUACAAAAGAACUAGACAAAGAGCUCGAUGAUUAUAUGCACGGUGGCAAAAGGCCGGAAGCAAGGGACGAGGAAAACGGGCAAGGUCAUCUCAAACGAAAACGAUCUGUUAAGGACAGACUCGGAGACAGAGUAGAAAUGAACUAUAAAGGCCGGUAUGAGAUCACAGAGGAUGAUUCUCAGGAGAAAGUGGCUGAUGAAAUUUCUUUUAGGUUACAGGAGCCUAAGAAAGAUCUGAUAGCCCGGGUAGUUAGGAUAAUUGGGAACAAGAAGGCAAUUGAACUUCUAAUGGAAACUGCUGAAGUUGAACAAAAUGGUGGCCUUUUCAUAAUGAAUGGUAGUCGAAGAAGAACCCCAGGUGGAGUGUUUCUGAAUCUCCUGAAAAACACUCCUAGUAUCAGUGAGGAGCAAAUUAAGGACAUUUUCUACAUUGAAAAUCAAAAGGAAUAUGAAAAUAAAAAAGCUGCUAGGAAGAGGAGAACACAAAUAUUGGGGAAAAAGAUGAAACAGGCUAUCAAAAGUCUAAAUUUUCAAGAAGAUGAUGAUACUUCACGAGAAACUUUUGCAAGUGACACGAAUGAGGCUUUGGCCUCUCUUGAUGAGUCACAGGAAGGACAUGGAGAAACGAAGUUAGAUGCAGAAGAAGCCAUCGAAGUGGAUCAUUCUAAUGAUUUGGACAUCUUUUAAUGCAUUUUGAAUUACAAACCUUUCUAAGACAACAUUGCAACAGACCAUUUCUACUGAGAUCACUUUACUUUGCACUGAUAAAAUAUCUGGAAAGAAAAGUCCUGUUUUAAAUAAAUUGGGAAAUGAAUAUUAUCAAAAACAUUUAGAUUUUUGUUAUGUGUUACAAAGUACUUUAAAAUAUCUAGGCAAGAGGAUUUAAUUUCUCAAUCUGUUGCAUGUCCUAGUUACUACUAAUUGAUAAUCAGUUGUAUCAGGGUUAUUAUAACAUUAUUCAAAGGUUUGAAUAAUUUUUAUAGUGAAUUAUGACUAGUUUCAGAACAUUCCACUACAAGAUAUAAAUGGGACACAAAUUGUUGAGCUAUAGCAAACGCAUUCACAUUUAGCUUUUUUUGUGUUCUAAGAAGUUGGGCAAUUUUAAAUAAAGACUAAAAUUAGAGUAGGUUUAUGUUUCUGUUUUUUCCCCACUAUUUAUCUAGAAGUAAUCAAGUAUCAGAUGCUUUUCAAAGAAUAGUAAUUAACUUUGCUUUUUAUUUCUUAUUAACUCAAUUGUCAUAUACUAGAUAUUUCUGAUUGUGAUCUAUGCCUGUGCGAUUACCAUAGACAUUUAAAACAAAUUUCCAGUUGUGGUCUGCCUAAGACUCACCUUAUGUUAAGGAAGUUAGGUCUAAAAUGUCACAUCUGCAUGAAGUUUCAAAAAAUUCAUUGUUAGUGAAGAAAAAGGCAGUUUACUUAAGCUGUUUCAAGGGUGGAAUAUAAUUUACAAAACAAAUUAAGCAAAGAUACGUAGUAAGCAAUUAAACUAUUCUUUGCAGUGUACUUGAGAUUGCAGUAAUCUCUAAAAUACAUGGUUGUUGAAAUUGGGUAUAAUUGUGAAAUGAGAAAAAUUGUUAUUAGUUGCUUUACAAUCAUCAAAAAAUGAAAAAAUAAAACUUAGAACUUUGGCAGUC
This is a messenger RNA of Sorex araneus (European shrew), 2220 nucleotides long. RefSeq names its product phosphorylated adaptor for RNA export (gene PHAX). The record is from RefSeq and is a predicted model, not a curated record. Bases 92 to 1273 code for a protein of 393 amino acids. Gene Ontology annotation, cellular component: nucleus. Lineage: Eukaryota; Metazoa; Chordata; Mammalia; Eulipotyphla; Soricidae. Gene Ontology annotation, biological process: snRNA export from nucleus. The transcript is spliced from 5 exons.